Messenger RNA from Arachis stenosperma, 459 nucleotides. RefSeq lists its product as uncharacterized. Gene Ontology annotation, biological process: proton transmembrane transport. The transcript has a single exon. Bases 73 to 429 code for a protein of 118 amino acids. Gene Ontology annotation, molecular function: voltage-gated proton channel activity. The record is from RefSeq and is a predicted model, not a curated record. Gene Ontology annotation, cellular component: plasma membrane. Lineage: Eukaryota; Viridiplantae; Streptophyta; Magnoliopsida; Fabales; Fabaceae.
UCUCAUUGCUCAUUGUGGACCUCAUCAUCACAAUUCUUGAGCUAUCUUCAUCUUUGGUUUCAUCAACAACGGAUGAACAAGGUAGAUAAACUUGGUCUACAUUGGAUUGGAAUUAGUAUCCUUAGUUUACUUUCGGUAAAGUCUAUGGCUUUGUUAGUGGGGUUAGGCUCUUCAUUCUUUAAGCAUUUUGGGUAUGUUAUGGAUGGAGUUGUAACAAUUGUGGCUCUGUUUUUGGAAGUGUUUCUUGAGAGAAAAGGAGGUGGUUUAUUGAUUGUAGUGAGUGUGUGGCGUGUGAUUAGAGUGGUGGAGAGUAUGUAUGAGUUAAGUGAUGAAACAAUUGAAGGUAUAGUUUGCCAAUUUGAGGCACUCAAAGAAGAGAACAUGAGGCUCUUAGAAACAAUACAAGAAAAAGCUCAAGGAGGAUUUUGAUAAAUGUAGACAUUGAAUUUGAAGCUCCCC